UCAAACCGCUCCUCAUUCUCCGAGAGGACGAGACAACAACUGGUGGCUGGAGCAACAUGGUGCCGUCACUUCUCACAACAGCCGGAGCUCUUCUGCUACUCGUCUCCUUCUCUUCUGCACAACUCAGAGGAGACGCCGCCCCAUCGUGCACCCAAAAUGACGGCUUUGGGAUAUACUGUCCCACCACAUGCGGCGUGGCUGACUACUUGAUAAGGUACAUGCCAGCGGUCGACAGGGAAUUAGACAAUUUGCAAAGGGAGCUGGAUACAAUCGCCAAUCUGACCCAGGGUGCCGAUGAAAAAAUCGUCAUCAUGAAAGAUUCGACUUCUACAGUUCAAAAGAGUGGCCUACAAGACACUUACUUCAGGAAGUCGUCGAGCAUGCUGGACGAUGUGGCUCGCUUUGAAAGCACCAUCAUCACACAAGAGCAGCAAAUAAAUGAACUUCAGAACCUGAUCUCCUCUAACGAGAGGAGAAUGGCGGACCUGAAGCAGCUCUCCAUUCAGCUGCAGCAGAAAUGCACCGAGCCCUGCACUGACACGGUUGACAUCCAAACCAUCACAGGAUAUGAUUGCCAGGACGUUGCAAACAAGGGUGCGACCGUCAGCGGUCUUUACUACGUGAAGCCGCAGACAGCCACUGAGCAGUUCCUGGUCUAUUGUGAGAUUGACAGCUUCGGACGCGGCUUCACAGUCAUUCAGAGGAGACGUGACGGCAGCGUGGACUUCCUCAAGGACUGGAUCCAGUACAAGCAGGGCUUCGGUUACCUCUCCCCAGACGACACCACCGAGUUCUGGCUCGGCAACGAGAAGAUCCACCUGCUGACCGUCGGCUCCACCAUCCCCACUGUGCUGAGGAUAGAGCUUGUUGACUGGGAGGGCAACACAAAGCAUGCAGACUACACCAUGUUCAAAGUGGGGACAGAGGCCGACAAUUAUCGUCUGACCUACGGUUACUACUUUGGCGGUGACGGCGAGGCUUUCGAUGGCUUCGACUUUGGAGAGGACCCCAGCGACAAGUUCUACACGGCACACGGCAUGCAGUUCAGCACCAUCGACAAGGACAACGACAAGUUCGACGGCAGCUGUGCUCGACAGGACGGCUCCGGCUGGUGGAUGAACAGAUGCCAUGCCGCACAUUUGAACGGCAAAUACUACCAGGGCGGCAGAUACACAGAAAAGGAUGCAGGUGAAUUUGGCUUCGACAACGGCAUCAUCUGGGUGACAUGGCACAGCCGCUGGUACUCCCUGAAAGAGACGACCAUGAAGCUCAUUCCCCUGAGCCGCAUCGCAGCAGGCGGCGGACAGCAGGCGGGUGUGAAACAGUUUGGCGGACUUUGAAUUUAAUAAAAACACACACACACGUGUUUGUGGUCCGUACUCUGUAUGUUCAGCAUAACAACCCUGAAAUCACCCCAGAUGAAAUAAAAUACUUCCAUGGGGAAAUUUCAGACUCCAUGGUGUUUCUCCAUGUGAUGUUUGCGUGUUGUGGUGAUCUGACGCAGCCGGACACUGAUGCUCAAACUCUCCUUUCUUUACGUCAGUGUUGUAUUAGAGCUUGAAAUAAAUGUCUUUUCUUUACCAA
Hippoglossus stenolepis (Pacific halibut) is the source of this 1584-nucleotide messenger RNA. It is a transcript of the gene fgg, whose product is annotated as fibrinogen gamma chain. Gene Ontology annotation, cellular component: fibrinogen complex. Gene Ontology annotation, biological process: platelet activation; protein polymerization; blood coagulation. Lineage: Eukaryota; Metazoa; Chordata; Actinopteri; Pleuronectiformes; Pleuronectidae. Gene Ontology annotation, molecular function: signaling receptor binding. The record is from RefSeq and is a predicted model, not a curated record.